GCGGCCGGGUACGAAUGGCCAACGAAACUGUGAGAAAUUAUAUCUUGUCGCUGACGGAAAAUGUGACGCAGCCAGUGAUGCUGCAAUGUGUGAGGUAGUCACAAUGCCGCGCUGUAUUGUCCAGAUGUGCAGUAACUAUAGUAACAUUGCGUCGAUACGGGGGGUCAGGAUGCACUCGUUCCCCUCUAAGCUGGAGAGAAUCAAGCUGUGGCUUCAGGCCAUCCCGCAGUUGUUUCAGGACAUCGAUACCUUUGCUCUGCAGAUAUUAAAUGCCAAGACUAACCCCUAUCGAAUCUGCUCGGAUCAUUUUACUCAGGAAUGUUACGUGAAUAUGAAUUGCAAAAUGUUCCUCUCCAAAACCGCUGUGCCCAGUAUUUUCUCUUCCGUUCGUCCCCUGCCAUCCAAACGCUUGUGCAACUUGAAGAGAAGACUGGAAGGUGUCGAGGUGAGGGACCAUGGCACCACGUUUGACCGAUGUUUUGGAGUGAAGCAUAAGAAGGUUGGCACAGAGCCAUAUUUAUAUCAGAGGGACAAUUAUACAAGUACAGACCCUCAAGUACAAAUCCUACACCUGCAGUCUAUGAGCGGGAGGUUGAACUCUAUUGCCAUUGCUGAUAGGCCGCCAGUUAGUACAGCAGAUAAGUCAUCCCAAUGUCCUGAAUAUGGCGGCAGUGUAGAGAUGGAUCCCUGGAGUCCUCAGCACAAUCACUUGUUCUCCUCUACAUCCAUCAAAUCCCAGAGGCAGCGCUCCCACAAGGAGCCAAUGGGAAUGGAGGAAGCGAGUGACACAGGGAUGAAGGGGAAGAAGAAGAAGAAGGAUAAAAAUGAGGAGGAGGAGGAGCGGGGGAAGAAGGAGAGAAUGGUGAAUCUGACACUGGAGAUGAUCUAUCUGCUGACUGGAGAGCACUACAUCCCUAGGAAGAAGUCAGAUGAUGGGGGGGCCCUGCAUGCCCCUGGCUCCGUCAUACAGAAGGAAAAUAACAAGAAUGACAAGAAGAUCCUGGAACUCAUGUCCAACAUCAUCCAGCUGCUGACUGGAGAGGUUGCCAUAAGGACUCAUCAUGUUUCCAUCUAUUUUUCCUUGGACGAGUGGGACUAUAUUAAAGGAAACAAGGACAUUUAUGAGGAAGGGAUAAAGGAGGAGCCCCAGAAGCUCCGCCCAUUGGACUGUGAAUAUGAAGAUAAGAGAGAAAUUACAGCUGAUCUGGGAGGAACAUUAUGUUAUUAUAAUGAGCCAAACAAGAUUGGGGCUGAAGGAGCCGAUUUUUGUGACAAGGGAAAUUCCAUAAACCCUGAAAUUUCUCCAGUGGAACAGCCCCCACCAGCCAAUGGGAUUAAAGAGGAAUCUGCUUUGUGGGAAGAGGGAAACCAAUCAGUUUGCAGCAUUAAUCCACUUACAGAACAGAUACAGGGAACAGAUACACCUACUCCUAUCAUGGGAUACAGCCUGAAUAACAACUUGUCAGCUAAUUAUGUAUCAAAUGGAAUUAAAGAGGAAACAGCUUCAUGUGAAGGGGGAAAUCAUUCAGAUGGCUGUAGAGAUUGCCCCACAGAACAGAUACAGGGAACAGAUACACCUAUUCCCAUCAUGAACAUGUAUAACUGCCAUAAACACUUUAGUACUAAGGCCGGUUUCCUCAAGCACCAGAAAACUCACACUGGAGCAAAACCAUUUGUCCGUUCUGGGUGUGAGAAACUUUUUGUGGGUCAUUCUGAUCUAACUGCACAUAAAAGAAGUCGCACAGGAAAGAAACCAUUUACUUGUUCUGAAUGUGGAAACUCUUUUACAGAUCGGUCAGGCCUUAGAACCCAUCAAAAAUAUCACAGAGCAGGGAAACCAUUUUCCUGCUCUGAAUGUGGGAAAUGUUUUACCCGCCGCUCAGGCCUUACUGCACAUAUCAGAAUUCACACAGGAGAGAAACCAUUCACUUGUACUGAAUGUGGGAAAUGUUUCAGAAGUCAUGGAGGCCUAAGAGUACAUAAAAAAUUUCACAUAGGAGCAAAACCAUUUUCCUGUUCUGAAUGUGGGAAAUGUUUCACCCGUCGCUCAGGGCUUAACACACAUCUCAGAAUUCACACAGGAGAGAAACCAUUCACUUGUACUGAAUGUGGGAAAUGUUUUGCACGUCGUUAUGUGCUUACUGCACAUUACCAGUUACACACAGGAGAGAAACCAGCUUAGGAUAGUAACUGUACUAGUGUUGUUCUAUUCUCGACCCGCACCCAUCCCUAACCUGUCCCCACGCAACCUUGUAGGCCCAAACUAUCAGUGGAGACGUUGGGGGUUUUGUCUUCAUCACAGAAGAAGGACAGAAGUAUUGAUGUCUCUUGGUCCCUCCUACUGGUUUUAUGUGCCGACUCCACCUCCAAUACUCAGUUCUUUUGUCCUGCCUUGGAGGUGAAGGACAGGGCAGAGAUACGCAGAGCUGUCAACCCAGAGUCACCCCAGGGGCUACAUUGAAAACUCAGUGUUAACAAGCCCGGGCGAUCACGGAUUAUAGACACGCAGAGCAAAUUAGCACCAAAAUAACUAAUUAAGAGUGCCAGAGAGAGCACAGUAAUGCGAAAUCCGCUAAAAUUGUUCCUUGCACAGUGAAGAGGACUGUUGCAUGCAGGCAGCAACUACAAAAAUUGUAUUAGGCAAGGGCUUGGGAGCGGUGCAGCACGGUAAUCACUGCUAGAUACGCUUCAUCAAGGGUAACUACCACAGUAUCCAUUGUGGGGCACUAAUGGAUGGCCAAAAACGCGCAGGUUGCUAGGCAACAGCCCACAUCAGGGUAGUGCACUGAGACCUCUUUCGUGCCUUUACUCAGCACGCAUAGGACGUGAUGACGUCACGACAAGCACUGGUACCAUAGAAUAGCAGUGCUACAAAAGAAUUCACAAAGAAGACUCUGCGCACAUUCUUUUAGGGCGAAUAAUUAUCCCUUUACACACGAUAACUCGGUUAUCGCGGAGACAACCAUUAUACUAAACAAGGAAAAUGUGCUCAGGGGCCACAAAGGCACGCUCUACAAACCGUAAGUGGUACUUUUAAAAUCAAUUAUUGAUAAUAUGGAGAACACUCAUUCUCUCAAGGAGCUGAGAGACGAAUUACUGUCUGCCAAAAAGACACAGACUAAACCAAAGAGGCCUGACAGACAACCCAUGUGCAAAACAUGCAAGCAUUCCCUAAGAAAGUCUGAAAAAACCUAUUGUUCAGACUGCAAGGCCAGUGCAGAGAAGGCACAGGAACCACCAGUGCUCUCCCCACAGCCCAAUCAGGUCCACCCUCUGAGGAAAUACACCGCGGUUAGCCAUAGUACAUCACAGACUAGGACAGAUGUAUCACCAAGUAUGCCUUGGGAACCAAAUCAGACACAGAACAUUCCAACAGCACCCCCACAAUUUUUACAGUGGAUAAUGAACAUGGUUAAGACUCCAUUUACCUACAGUAAAGAAAGGCAUAGAACUCAGCUCCCUGAAUCCUCAGAAUCAGAGGAGGGACUAGGCUCAGAGGAGGACAGUCUACCUGUCCUAGAAUCAGAAUUUUCUGAACAUGCUCAAUCAACCACUAGUUCUGAUUCCGAUGACGAUAAGCCAACUGCUGCAAACCCUGACAUUUCCAAGAGAUUACUCAGAGAAAUGCUACAAACUCUAUAAAUUAAGGACGAGACGGUUACGCUUUCCAAAGCUGACAAGCUACUGGGUGUGCAGAAGAAAACUAAACUGACUUUUCCAAUCUUUAAUCCUAUCACUCAAACAACUGAAACUGAGUGGGCCCAACCUGAAAGACGCAUUGCACUAAUUCAGAGGUUUUUCAAAACAUAUCCGAUACCUGAAGACCACCAAAAGAAAUGUAUUCUGCUGUUGCCUGUCUAUCCAGAUGAACCACAUUACCCGCGGAGGAAGCCACGUUUAGCGAUCCACUCGAUCGACGCAUGGAAUUUACACUUAAAAGAGCAUGCACAGCUAGACACUGGGCAGAGGAACUAGCAUGGCACCCACCUGCUUCCCAACAACAACUACAAUCAGAGGUUGACAGGUUAACCACAACACUGGGCUUUUUAGCUGAUGCAGCUAUGGAAGUAGUCAAGUUGGCGGCCAAAACAACAGCAAACAUAGUUGUGGCUCGUCAUGCACUAUGGCUAUGACACUGGUCAAGUGACAUAGCUUCCAAAUUGAGAUUACUGUCUCCAAAAUUCACGGGAGACUCUUUGUUCGGCCUGGAACCUCAAACAAAUCAUUGCUGAGGUCACAGGGGGCAAAAGCACCUUCUUGCCUACUGGAAAAUGUCAGAUAUUUGAGACACCUACCAGAGGCCAAACUUGGAGAAACUGGACGUCUCAGAGUAGACCCUUUCGGCCCUUUCGUUCCAAUUUUAGAACCGCAUUGUCAGAUUAGGGCAACAAACUUACCAGACCUUCCUGUCACCAACCAGGUCGCACAACUAAGAAACUGAACAAUCCCAAACCCAGCUCCGCCUGACUUCAGGCAACGGCAGGGGCCACAGCAGGUAGGGGGCAGACUACAAAGAUACCUGGGUGAGUGGCAGACACAUGUAUCAGACUCUUGGGUACUAAGCAUAAUUCAACAGGGAUACCGGAUUCCCUUCACCCCCCACCUACCGCACAGGAGAUUUCUCCCAUCAUCCACUGCACCACACAGGGAACAACUUCUUCAACAUGCAAUUCUCUCACUUCUACACACUGGCGUAAUACAGACAGUAAUAGAGUCACAAAAAUUCAAGAGUUUUUAUUCCAACCUCUUUCUUGCGUGGAAGAAAGACGGAAGCUUCAGGCCGGUACUAAAUCUGAAACCAUGAAAUCCAUCAGUCGCAAAUCAAAAAUUCAAAAUGGAAUCUGUCUGAACGGUAAUCACAGCCUUGGAACCAGGGAUCUUCAUGACAUCAAUAGAUCUCCAAGAUGCCUACCUACACAUUCCCAUCUACCCAGAGUCUCGACGCUUCCUGCACUUUGCCAUCGCAAAUGCACACUAUCAGUUUACAGCAUUGCCCUUUGGGCUUUGUACUGCUCCAUGUGUCUUUAUCAAGGUCCUCUCACCAAUUGUGGCUUACCUCAGGUCACUAGGGAUUCACAUAAUAGCUUACCUAGACAACCUUUUGAUCAUGACAUCUUCUGCCACACAAGCAAGGAAGGACACAUCGACGUGUCUACAUGUCCUAAGCCAGCACGUCAUACCAUACUGUUUUUAGAUCUUCAGUUGGAUUCACUCAAUCAGAAGGUGUAUCUCCCACCAGACAAUAUCAAGGCAGUGAUCAUUUCCACUCAGUUGUUCCUCGCCAAGAGUAUAGUUCCAGCAGAGGACUGCCUCCGCCUACUAGGUUUCAUGGUGUCUGCACUCGAAGCACUACCAUUCUCCAGGUUCCACAUCAGACCUCUCCAACACAACUUUCUAAAGUAUUGGAACAAAAAUCACAGGGACCUACAGCAACAAAUACCUGUAUACCCGACCACCAGAGAGACUCUAGCCUGGUGGACAGUAACAACCUAUCUACAGUGGGGUCGGAGCUGGGCAACUCCCUCUUGGGAGAUAGUAACCAUAGACGCCAGUCUCUGGGGCUGGGGAGCAGUGUACAAACAACACACACUACAGUUAAUAUGGACACCAGAGGAAGCCUCCUUACCCAUCAAUGUCUUGGAGCUUUGGGCGAUAGUUCUAGCCCUAGAAGGUUGGUCAACCAUACUACAGCCCAACCAAUAAGGAUUCAAUCCGACAAUGCUACUGCUGUAGCUUAUAUCAACAAGCAGGGCAGAACAUGCAGCAAGAUGGCCAUGCAGGAGGUGUCACGGAUUCUCACCUGGGUGAACAGUCCAUACCCAAAAAGGUUCCCAUGUACUGCACCAGGACCAGAGAUCUGGGAGCAGCAUUUGUAGAUGCGCUGGUCACUCCUUGGAACUUCAGACUAGUCUACACAUUUCAGGAGGUGUCACGGAUUCUCACCUGGGUGAACAGUCAGUACCCAACGUCUCUGCAGUUUUCAUCCGAGGGGUUCAAAACUGAGAAGCAGACUACCUCAGCAGAAUGACAGUCGACCAAAGGAAAUGGUCAUUAAACGACAAUGUUCACCCAACUAACACACAAAUAGGGCAUUCCACAGAUAGACAUGUUAGCCUCCAGACACAACCACAAGGUUCCCAAGUAUUGCGCCGGGACCAGAGAUCCGUGAGCAGCAUUUGUAGACACGCUGGUCACUCCUUGGAAAUCCAGUCUAGUCUACGCAUUUCCACCGUACCCAGUGUGAUCAGAAAGAUCAAACUGAGUGAUACCACUGUGAUUCUGAUAGCACCAGACUGGCCAAACAGGGUUUGGUACACAGAGCUAAUUCAUUUGUCCAUAGCAAGACCGUAGCGAUUACCCAGCUGACCAGACUUGCUCUCAGAGGGCCCUCUCAAGCACCCAAAUUUACCCCUACUUCGUUUAACGGCUUGGCUAUUGAGACGGCAUGGUGGACCCAACAAGGUUUCUCCAAAUCAGCAGUAGACAUUCUACUGGGGGCACAUACAGCAUCGACGGCAAAGCUCUAUCAAAAGGUGUGGAGAACUUUUAUCACCUGUUGUGACCAAAACAAUAUCCCCUGGCAAACCAUUUCUAAACAACUGUACAUUGAAUUUCUCACCGAUGGUUUUCACAAGGGGUUAGGUUUACGCACUCUAAAGACUCAGGACAAUUUUUCAAAGGGGUGGCCAGAAUCAGACCACCACUAAGGGAACCACUACCAACCGGGGACUUACCUUUAGUACUAGAUGCGCUUCAACAUCAAUCAUUCCAACCUCUCACAACAUAUGACCUUAAGUGGCUCUCCCUCAAGGUGACUCUUUAUCGCUAUACUUUCUGCCUUUUGUCUCUUGGUCUUAUUUCUACCUUUUCUGUCUCCACCAACUAAGCUUUUCAAACAAACUGAGUAUUAGAGGUGGAGUUGGCACAUAUAACCAGUAGGAGGGUCUAAGAGACAUCAAUUCUUCUGUCCUGCCUCCAGAGGUGAUGAAAACCUCUGCACUGACAGUUCGGGCCUACUAGAAAAGGGUUUUAUGGUGAGUACAAAAUCCCUUUAUCUGGUCCAGCCCGCCAUUCCCCCUCUAUUUAUUUACCCGUCAGACCCACCCCACAGUGAUGUCACAAAAGGGGCAGGUGCAAGUCUAUAACUUCGGACCCAAAGAUUUUGUGCAGGAGCUGGUCUGAACCCGCCCGACCCGCAGGUUUCAGACCAGCCUGCACAUCACUAAACUGUACAUAUACAGUAAAGAGUAACGUACAAUUAUGAUGCUACCAAACUAUAAUUCCUUUUUAAGGGGAAUUACCCCCCAAUAAAAUUGUAAUGCUUUUG
Messenger RNA from Xenopus laevis (African clawed frog), 7327 nucleotides. RefSeq names its product gastrula zinc finger protein XlCGF53.1-like. The transcript is spliced from 6 exons. NCBI's taxonomy places the organism in Eukaryota, Metazoa, Chordata, Amphibia, Anura, Pipidae. Bases 86 to 2182 code for a protein of 698 amino acids. The record is from RefSeq and is a predicted model, not a curated record.